GUGUGUGUGUGAGCGCUGCGACUGCUCGGUGAGUGAGUGCGCUACGUGCGCUGUGUGUUUGUUUCAUUCUCAGUGCGUGCGAAGCCGUCGGAAACAUGACGCAAGAGAGCCAGAUACCUCCUCCACCAGUCAUGUGGGCGCAAAGAAAAGAUAUCUUAUAUGUUACCAUCUGCUUAGAAGAUUGUAAAGAUCCAGUCAUCGAAAUUGAACCAGAAAAGAUACACUUCAAGGGAGAGGGAGGCACGGACAAAAAGAUGCAUGAGGUUACGAUUAAUCUGUACAAAGAAAUUGAGGCCAGCAAAACGGUAAAAAAUUUGAAGGGCAGGACUUUUGAAUUGGUUCUCGCUAAGAAGGAGGAGGGACCAUAUUGGCCACGGCUAAUUAAAGAGAAAACAAAGGCUCACUGGUUAAAGAGCGACUUUAACAAAUGGAAGGAUGAGGACGAUACCGACGAUGAAGGUAGCCCGCCAGAUUUAGAAGAGAUGAUGCGACAAAUGGGCGGUCUAAGCGGUUCUGGUGACAGUAAGCCAAAUUUCGACGACCUGGACGAAUUAGGGGACAACGAGGCCGACAGCGACGAUGAAGAUCUUCCCGAUUUAUACGACUAAAUUGAUAAAAAUAAUCACACACACACGAUCGAGUAAUUAAUUACAUUAAAGACAAAUGGCAACCUAAGGAUAGUGCACGAUUGGGCAAUAUUUCAGUAGGCCUUGCUGUUUGUAUCUUCAAUUGCAAAUUUGUUGAAAUGGCCGUGUAACACACGGGACUAAAAAGGAUAAAAGGAAGGAUGCAGUGCGGAAACAGUCGACGAAGGGUCUCCACAGGUCUCUCCCGCCUCUCCCCCCCCCCCCCAUUAGCCUGUAGUUGAUAUAUUAAGUUGUAAUGGACAAGCUUUUUUAAUAAUGUACUUGUGUAACUGUCGAGUAACACAAGAUAAAAAGGGAAAAGAAAUGAAAAUAACCAAAAUUA
Molecule: messenger RNA, 969 nt
Organism: Vollenhovia emeryi
Lineage: Eukaryota; Metazoa; Arthropoda; Insecta; Hymenoptera; Formicidae
Gene: p23
Product: prostaglandin E synthase 3
Exons: 3
Coding region: 96-608 (170 amino acids)
Biological process (GO): protein folding; chaperone-mediated protein complex assembly
Cellular component (GO): nucleus; cytosol
Molecular function (GO): Hsp90 protein binding; protein-folding chaperone binding
Source: RefSeq, a predicted model, not a curated record